CGUAUUUUACGGGACGCCGUAUACGACGCGGUUUGACGCGCUUUUUCCGGUACAUAUUGCGCUGCGUCUUUGUCGGCGGCGUCAUUCUGCUUGGUCGUCCCGUCCGCCGCACCUACGUGAGAAACGCGCAUCCGAGACCCAAGUCCGAGACCGGUGGAUUUUUUCGAACCAUGGCAGUCAACAACAAUAUAAUGGUCCGACUGUUGGUUAUAGAGAUCACGUUUUUGAUAUUAGCCGUCGUCAACUCUUACCCGGCGUUUGAAGAUAGCGAAUUUAAACAUAAAAACAGAGACAAAGGAAGAACUAUAAGAGGUUUCAAAAAUAUGGACUUAUCUACAGCUAGAGGGUUCGGUAAACGAACCGACCAUUACAUGAAUUUAAUGCCAUUGGAUUUAUUUGUGGACAACAAAGAAGAUAGCUUCAAUCAAAAUAUACCGAUGGAAGUGUCUUUGGAAAAAAUAUUGAAGAGCAAAUACAAACAUUUUAUCGAAAAGCUAAUCGAUGUCAACCACGAUGGUUAUAUUUCCGGAGAAGAAUUGCUGCAGUCAAUUGAUGGUGAAUCAUAAUAAAAAGUUAUAAAUAAAUAUAAAUUAUAUAUAUUAUUAAAGUCAGUUUCACUUACAAAUAAUUUGAUUGUAAAUGUCUUCAAAAUUAAAAAAAUAUAUAUAUUAAUGUAAUUGUCAUUGUAGCGAAUUUGUUUCAUCUAAGUGGAAAUGUACGUAGGUAGGUACUUUAGUUUUAUGAUUGUAAUAAUAAUCAACCACCAUUUUAUGUAGUAGUACCUAUAAAACAUUGACUUUUUCGAAAAUUAAAAUUGAUACUUAAGAUGAAAAGCAGGAUCUAUAUAUACAUGAUAUAUUUGAUGGUUGUUAAAAUAUUGUUUAUGCUUAAAAAAUGCUAAAAUAUAAAUAUAUAUGUAUUCUG
Metopolophium dirhodum (rose-grain aphid) is the source of this 924-nucleotide messenger RNA. Its product is annotated as allatotropins-like. The transcript has 3 exons. The record is from RefSeq and is a predicted model, not a curated record. The coding region runs from base 171 to 566 and encodes 131 amino acids. NCBI's taxonomy places the organism in Eukaryota, Metazoa, Arthropoda, Insecta, Hemiptera, Aphididae. Gene Ontology annotation, molecular function: calcium ion binding.